UUCAGGCACUUUAUACAAUGUCCCAUUAGGCCAUAAAAUUGGAUUUUUAUGAACUAAUAGUGAUUUUUAAGGAAAAAACAUUAAGCUUAACUGCCUCUAAACAUUACAAUGUGGCAAAAUUAACGUUAAGCUCUCCAUCUCCUCACUUCCCACCAACUGAUCCACUUUCAAAAAACUCCACCUUCUUAAUCACUAUAUUCUUCUUGAAAUAAAAGCCAAGAAAACGCACACCCACAUACCAACCUCCAAUUUUCUUGGUCACUUUCUGUUAUUCUUUCUCUAAAAUGAGUAAAGAAUCUGAUACCAUCAAAUCCCAGUUGGUGUUGGAAAUUUGCUCUCUGUCCACCUGCUCCAUUUCUUGUGCGCAUAGGCAUCCUUGCAGGCCUGUUAAAUCUCAUUUUAUCGACUGGUAUCGUCUACUCGGAGUAGAAGAAGAUGCAGAUACGGACGUUAUACGAAAGCGGUAUCAUAAACUUGCUUUGCAGCUUCAUCCAGAUAAGAACGAGCACCCCAAGGCUGAGAUUGCCUUUAAGCUUGUCUUGGAGGCUUAUUCGUGUCUCUCUGACAAUGUAAAGAGAAGAGCCUUCAACUUGGAGAGAGGGAAAAACUUCUGCUUUGAGUGCAAUGGAGUUCCAUACAUUCGCUGCAAUUUUUCUAGCAACGAAUAUACAUCACAACUCCAGGAAUUGAAUCCUGCAAACCACUCAAGAUCAAGCAGAAUUCUGCAAGGUCUGAAAGACAUCAGAGAAAGAUUCAAAGAAGAAGCCAAGUUAAUGGAGAACUGUUUGAAGGCUAAUGCUGCAUUAAGGAAAGGAUCUCCAUUGUUCAAUGCCCCUGACCACCUAUACCAGAGCAACACUAGGUGCAGGUCACGAAAAGAAUCCCCAAUUUUUGAUCCAUCCGACUACCUAUUUGCAGGCUACCCUCACAACAGGAACCGAGUAUACGAGAAACCUGAGGACGUCCGGUACUCCCAGAGACAAAAUUCAUCAAAUCAAGACCAAGAAACAGCAAGAUAUGAUUCACCGAUCUUUGAGAACAGACCACACAGAAGAAUUUUUAAGACCAAAUCUGCUUGUGUUGGUUCAUAAAUCAGAAUAAAGUGUUUCACUAGAAUUCUGUGA
Messenger RNA from Hevea brasiliensis (rubber tree), 1124 nucleotides. RefSeq lists its product as uncharacterized. The transcript has 4 exons. The record is from RefSeq and is a predicted model, not a curated record. Lineage: Eukaryota; Viridiplantae; Streptophyta; Magnoliopsida; Malpighiales; Euphorbiaceae. Bases 285 to 1091 code for a protein of 268 amino acids.